AUGGAACGUGAUGAACAUAAAGGAGAUGGUGAAGAGGAAGCGUAUUUAUCGGAAGAAUAUGUUGAAGUGGAGGAACCGGAGAGAUCAGGAGAAUAUCAUGGAUCAAAUGAUGGUUCUCGAACAUCUGAAGAUCAUCCAAGAAUUGAUGGACAACAGCAACAAAGGAUUGAAACCACUCAAAUACACGAUAAAAAGCAAAGUUUUGAUGAAUCUCGUGAUAAUAACCAAUUUAAGUAUAAUUCAAGACCGGAAAAUGCGACUGCCAAUAAUAAUAAUAGUCCCAUAAAUGGCAUAGAACAAUCCAAUCAUCAUACCGGAAUGGUUCCCGUUAUGGCAAACAAUAGCUUGCUACCAAGUCAAUCACCAUCCUCACAGAAUAUUAUCAUGAAUAACACUAUGAACAUUGUACAAGAACAUCCUGACGGGCCAAAAAUAUCAAACCAACAAGAAGCACAACAGUAUCAGCAACCAUCCGAAACGAAAAAGCUCACGCUUACACCGCCACUGCGUAGUGAACAUAAAGAUUUUCUUGAUAUGUCAGACGACGAUGAUGACAGUGGCCAAAAUACUAAAGUUAAUAAAUUUUUCGGUCUUGGAGAUUCGGAAAACAAGAAACAAAUGCCGAUGGAAGAAAUACUUAAAGACUUACCGCCUGAAGAAGAUAAACAAAAGGGCAAAAAGAAGAAAGAAGGAGGAAUACUUAAAAAAUUCUUCUCUAAGCGUAAGAAUGUCAAGAAAGAAGAAAAUAAAUCGUCAUUAUCGAAUGCUGCAGUUUCUAAUGUAUCCACAAAUAUGAAAACUGGACAUGCGAAUUCAAUUGAACCUUCACAACAAACUCGUCCUGCUCCACAACCUCAAAUUAAUAAAAAUCCACAAUCUCUGACACAAGGCAAACAAGUGCGUUAUCCUCAACCACCACAACAAACACCUUCACCUCAAAUAAAUCAACAACAAUUUCAAUUUCCUAAUAAUCAACCUCCAACUCAAGGCGAAAUACCACUACAAUCAAAUCACCUUUAUAAUAUGCCACCCUCUAAUAAUAACAAUCCACCUCAAAAUAUAAGUACUUCACCGGAACCUAUCAAAGAUCCACGAUUGCCUAUUGCAGCAAUGUCAACUCCAACAUCCCCUCUGACUAGUGUUUUCCGUAUAUAUGCGGGACAAAAUAUUCAAACAAACAUUGAAUCAAAGACAAUCUUAUUAAAGAAUUCUACAACUACUAAUGAUCUAAUACGUCAAUCAUUGACGCGAUUUAAAUUGGAUAGUCAAGAAAAUUGGGAUGAUUAUUAUAUCAGUGUUAAACCGAUACAUGGAGAAAUCAUAAAUUUAAUGCCAAAUGAUCACCCACUUGAAAUCUAUAACUCGUUCAACACUUCUCCCAACACUCCCUUACCAACAUUAAGACGCACUUCCACCUCAUCGAUCUCUUCCAACGCAUCAACCGUAUCCAAUCAUCAAGCGAUAAUAGCACUCGACAUUAACGAAUACGUUCAACAAAGUUCCAUACAAUUCUUCUUCAACAAGAAACUGACACAGACAAAACGUAAUAACCGUUCGUCUGGUGAAAAAAGAUUACGCGUGCAUAUAUUGAUAUAUGCAGAUGAUUUACCGCCACAACUCAGAAAAGGAAUUUCUGUGCCACGAACUUCAAUGUCGGUGCCAAAACACUUGGCUGAUAAAGCGGCUAGAAGGCGAUCACAUGGCGAAGAAGGAAAGCCAAAAGAAAAGAUUUUACUUGUUAAUGGAAGAGCUACGGUGGGAGAAGUUAUUGAGAAAGCAUUGGAUAAGUUUGGCAUAACUGAUGCUCUUGUAGAUGAUGACAAAGAUAUUGAAGACGAUGAUGAUGGAAAACUUAGAUACAAGUUAACGCUAAUAUCCGAAGGCGAAGAAAAAUCGUUACCGCCAAGUUCUCAAGUAGUUUCAGUCUUUCCAUCAACCCCAAAUUUUCAACAUUCAUCAACCGAUUCAAUAGAAUCAGCUAGUUCACUCAUUGCACCAGAUUAUAAUCCUGACGAGCCAAUAUUUGUCCUCCGACAGACAAAUAUUAAUGAUCAUCAACGAUAUGCAUUGCCAAAAGUCAUCGUCAAGCCUAAAUCUGAACAAGCAAAAAAUCAUCCAACAUCUGCUAAUUCACGUGAAAAUAACAAUCAGUCAUCACCUUCGAAGUCAUAUGAAAUCAAUGAUAGUAUUAUUACUACCACCACCACCACCAAUAGUAAUAUCACCAAUAAACUGCCUACCAAACUUGAAAAAAUAGAUGAAAAAGCUUUGACACGAAAACAACUAAUCGAGCAACAACGCGAAUACAGUCGCGCUAAACAACAUUCAAUUCUUUCCGCGCAAAAAAACUCUGAAAAAGGUGUUGAUAUUGUAACAAGGGUCGGAUCAAUCCGUAGUUCACGAAUAUUUGGCUCGAAAAUUCGAUACUCGUUUAUUCCAAAACAAGGAGAGGAGAUCGAUAUAAGUGAUAUAAUUGAGGAUAUUUGGGGUGAGGAAUUAGGUGAAGUGCAAAAUAAUGGAAUGCAGGCAAUUCCAACACUUAAUUUCACCCCAGCUGAAGAUGAUGUUCCGUUAAUUGCGAAUGUUUCAGUUGAUCCUCCGAGAUUUAGUAAAAAGGAAAAACGCCUGAGCACGAGAAACACCGAUAUUUUAGAAGUAAUUGUUGAAAAUUCUAACGAUAAGAUUGUAAAUCAGGUUAUGGAUGACAAAAUUGAGCAAGUAUUACAAAAAGUAAAAGCAGGUCAGCUUGCAAGUGGCAAUGCUAGCAUUACUCUAGCCUCACAUAAUCAAAAAUUUGCUGAUUCUAAUUUAUCCGACAAUUCCACAAGAGAACAAUCAUCGAUACAAAAUAAUAAUAACAUAACAUCUAAAAGUAUUCCUCAACUUAUUUCUAAUCCAAACAACAACGAAUCCUAUCUCGAUUCUCCAUCAAACUCGCCGUCAUCUUACUCCCCAAAAACUCCUCCAACACCGGAUGGAGGAUUCGCUCAAAAUCUUAAUUCUUCGCCUCCAAUACAACAAUCAUCGAAAAAUUUGAAUAGUCAAAACACAAACACCUCACAAGAUGCACUCCUACCACCACACUCUGGCUCUUCAACUGCAUCAUCUGCCGAAAGCGAUUGGGUAUUAUCAGAUGACUUUGGAUUACAAGAACUACUGAUACUCGUUAGAUCCGGUGUCAGUAUGAUUGAACAGAAAGAACGUCGUCGAAGUGGAUGGCGUUUAUAUGAUGACCCGGAAAAAGUGCUCGAACAAAUCAAUCCAGCCGAAUUUCGAGAGGAAAUUAAAUCAGUAUUUGUCAAUGUCAAUCAAGAACUAGAUGAUAUAGAAAAUCAACUUGAUUUAAUAAUGGAUGAUGCUGUGCGUGUAUUUUAA
This is a messenger RNA of Ambispora gerdemannii, 3375 nucleotides long. The record is from the annotation of a GenBank genome assembly. NCBI's taxonomy places the organism in Eukaryota, Fungi, Glomeromycota, Glomeromycetes, Archaeosporales, Ambisporaceae.